UUGGAGUUACAUACGUCGGGAGUUUUGAGGGUUCGUUCGUAUCAACCGGUGUAUUCCCGGUUGCCCUUUUCCGCGAUCUUCGCUAUCCUGUGGUCCCAGAGGUUUUUCAUGAUGUGUUUUUUACGGAUCGUGCGAGAUUAGAUGAGUUAUUUCAAAUCUGCUUUUAGAUUCCGAAGAACGUAAGUGCGAGAAGCCGGAGUUAAUUAGUUCGAGUUUUUCUUUUCGACGUUUCUGGGACAAGUGCGAAUGCUUCGGGUGUCGAUCGUAUGAAGACCAUUAAGAUUUAGCUUUGCAAUGAUGAAUUCUGGAGCUUAUGUGUAGCGUAUGCGGCUUCAAAUCUGGAAGCACAAGUGAAACGUAAAAAGAGCGAAGAAUAAAAAACGAGCACAUUGCCUCGCAGAGGUGGGAAAUUAUCGGUUCAUUUAUCGUGAUUAUAACCGAAGCGCGAGCGAUAUAUAUGUAUACUGGGAGGACCGCGAGCAGUGUUUAUCGUCGGUGAAGAAGAAGUGUUUGGAAGAAGAGACCACCAGUUCCCCCCUACCUCCUUGUGUUUCCCUUCGGGCAUUCGUACUUAUUCGUAAAACUGUGGCAUAUUUUUUUCCUGUUCCACGGUUUUCUCCUGUUCUGUUUGAACAACCAAGCAAUGCUCGCUCAAUUUAUGCCUUACCGAUAAAAUCGAGCUUCACUUGGGUGCCGGGUCGUGAUCGUGGUCAGCAGCAACAGCAUUGGUGGUAGCGUGGUGCCCUAUGGGUGACUGUUGAUUCCCAGGAAAUCUUCAGUCGAUUAGCGCCUGUUUUUACACUAACAAGUGGUCACGGACAGCAUGACGGUUGCCGUGUCGGGUCUGGUUUGAUUGAGGAAUUGUGAUAAAUAUAACAAAUUAGCGGGAGGUCUGGUUCGAGGAAACCGUUUUCAUUUUAGCUAACGAGAACCGGAACGGAUAAGCUCGGGCCGUCGCUGUUGAGGGCGAACACAAACAAACAGCUACCUAACUUUGUUCGCCGUCGAUGAACAAUCCUAAUGGUCACUGUUGGUAGCGAUGGCGUUUGCCCCCCGCGUGCUUGUUGCGUUUACUUAGCAAAAACGCGUGAUUAAAAGGUUAAAAAGCUCAACAAACAUUGCGCCUCGUACAGGCAAGUGAAAAAGAGAACGUCUUGUGUCAAAAAGUGAAGAAAAAGGUUAAAAUUCGGGUGAAAUUUUUGUGGGCUCUCUGGUAUAUGUAAAGCACAUAAAAAAGGAUAUCUUGCUCCCAUUUUACUCGGUGCAUAGUAUUGUAUUCUACUAAGAUCGAAAACAACGAGUCUCGAAAAAAAAACGGUCCAUUCAGCAGGCAUAAGCUGAGGAAGCAACGAAAUUGAACACGAUGAGUAAACAUUUUAAUUUAAUGUCAUCACAAGGAUAAAACGACGCACCAUCCUGUCGGUCCGUCGUCUGGUGAAGCCGUCGUUCACGGCAACGAAGUCCUGUCGGUGAAAACAAAAAAGGUACUUUGAAUUACAUUGGGUCUUGAUCGCUUGCUGUGGAGUGAAAGGUAUCACCUGGUCCUGCCGCCAAUGGGAAAACUCUCCACGCUUUGCUGUAUACCUGCCGGCGCCGCUACCAUUCCACUCACUCACUCGCCACUCACUACACUACACGAUAGCGCGCGCGUACACACACAUACGCCCUGCAUGCCGCCGACUGUUGACUGCCGUAGGCUAGUGUUGGUGGUGGUGAUUGUGCAACAACGACGACAAGGGUGAAGCGACAUCAGAAAAGCAACACAGCCAGCUGCUCUGCCCGAUCCUUCGUUCGAGUCGCUAGUUCAGUCUUCGGCGCGAAUGCAAUGCAAUCGGACGGGUUCGGGCGAGUGUGUAGUAAGAAGAGUAGCGUCGACGAAGGGAACCUGCUACCCGCGUGACGACUACGACGACGACGAGUGCGACUGGAAACGAUACGAUACGGUACGGAGUGUGUAAUAUGUUAAGACGUGUCCUGGUUGAAGUACGGCGACAACGAGCAGACCGGAAGUGCCGGUUGUGUAUGCCGGCGGAAAAUUUAUAAGAGUGCUGUUUCAAUUUGUGAGCGAAUGAAGCGAGUGGAUGUGAAGUGAAAAUUCCCGUUUUUUGUCACACCGUGUGGAAAACGUGUGCCGCUUACUACUCGCCGCUGGCCCACCCAAGGUCGGCGCAAACCCGUGGUGUAUAUAAUCCAAACGGGAGUGUAAUUCUUGCCAGCUCGUGGAAAACGGAAGAAAAGCGGUCUGUUUUGUGUGGAGCUGGCCCGGAUGAAUAGUGUUGUUGCCUCAUGUGUUAGCGAAGAAGAGAGCAAUUUUCCGAGCCAGCAGCAAACGUUCGAAUUUAGUGAGUCCCACACGAUAGUGAACGUGGUAGUAACAGGGUGGCUAGGGUGCAAGUGAAGUUUCCUCUCAAUUUCAUCAAUGUUCUCGGCUUGUGCCGUUUUGUAACUACCGACUACGGCGACACGGUUCUGCCGGUAUCUGGGCAACAAGAAGCUCGGUAGUAAAAAGUCAGUGCUUUGUCCAAUGUACGUACGGUGCAGUGUAUUGCACUACAACAGCAAAUGAGAGAAGAAUAGCCAGUGUAAUUAAAAAUUUAUUGAAAAAAUCUUAAUUAGAAAACACCGGAGUGGAAGUGUGCGAAGUGAAAUUAUUUGUUCGGAAAGGUUUGGGGACAACUACGGGGGAAAACUGCUUACAUACAUAGAGAUCUAGUGUUGACGUGUGUGGCCUGACGGAGCUUGGAGCUUUGCGAAAACGUGAUUCCCGUCCUGCGGAAGCCAACAUCGUCACAGUAGCCGCAGUAGCAGCAGUACCAGGAACAAAACGAUUGUUCCUUUUUUCAUCUCAGCCAGCGUCAGCAUCGCCAAUGGAUCCACGCUGGCUGCCACCCGUCAAGACCCUGCACUGACGUAGGACGCCACACCGCGAAGCCCUCCCAGCCGCCAUUACAGCGAUUGUGGCAACGGCGGCUGAACCAUUCAUUAUUGUUUCGUUCUCUGAUGUAUUGUUACUUUACGGGGACCGAGAUUGUGUUCCGCUUGUACACGUGCACAUAACUCUUUUCCUGGUAUAACGUACGGUACGGCGGCGGCGGCGGCGGCGGCGGCGGCGGCGGCGGCGGCGGUGGAAUAUCCUGAUUUUUUUUGCGACGUUCCAUUCAACAGACGAAGGUUCCUUCGCGUGUCGCACACAUACAAGUGAAUGGUAAAGCGACUUCCAAUGAGUGAAUGAAUGAAGCCAACCUUUGACUCUGUGGCAGCGCAGAGCAGGAAACAGCGAUACGACAGAGCUUAAACCUUUAUUCAGAACCAGUAGCGUGGAAGCAAAGGCAGAUAACAUGAGCACAAAUAAAGUUACACUGUUUCAAUUAUUUAUUAUCGUGCUCUUAGUUGCAGCUGUAAUUGGCUCGAAAGUGAAUAAAGAGCGUCAGUUGAGACAACAGCAGAAGCAACUGAGUGGUGGUGGUGCGGGGGCGGCCACCAACGGUGCAGAGAAAGGUCAUCAGAGCGAGGCCCCAGGCGGUCAGGAUCCUAUCGAUUUUGGCUACAUUUCCGAUUCACAGGGACUUCCGACCAGGUUUGGUGAUGAGGACGAUGUGAUAUUUGCGAAAAGACGCAAUGAAACCGGACCGGUUGCAAAUUUACACGCUCCGUCGUUUCUGCCGGGCACCGGUGGUACCGGUACGGGACAAGCCGGUUCUUCGGUGGCCAAUGUGAAACCUUCCUCGGGUCAUGGCGAUGAUUACGACUACGACUACGAGGAAGAGCUGGACCACCCGGAGGAAAAUGAUAGCCGUGAUAAGGAUAACGGCGGCAGCAACCAUAAUCACGAUCUCGGUGGUGAUUACACCGAUGGCUUCGAUACCGAUGCGAUAGAUCAGAUCGAAAGUUUCGGCGAAGGUAGCGACACGACCAGUUCGCUUCCGGUGUUUCUGCUGGAACCGCAGAGCACGUAUGUGAUAAAGAACCGACCGGCGGUGCUGCAGUGCAAGGCGUCCCAUGCGUUUCAGAUAUCGUUUAAAUGCAGCGGCGGCAACAAGCCCCCACUGACGACGCAUGAGACGCACGUGGAUCCCCACACCGGAGUUCAGCUGCUGGAGGCCACCACCACCAUCACCCGGGAGCUGGUCGACGAGUUCUUCGGCCGGGGUCCGUUCAAGUGCGACUGCCGUGCCCGGUCGUCCCGAGGUGUCGUCCGGACCCAACCGGCCACCAUCCAAGUCGCAUAUAUCAAACGGCAGAUCAGCAUCUCACCAAAGACGGUCCGCGUCGAGAUGGGUGGCCGGGCGGAGAUCGUUUGCAACGUGAACGCAACCCCAGUGGCCAAGAUCAACUGGCACAAGAACGGUGCCCCCCUGGUCGGCAAUCCACCCAUGUUGAUCACCGUGGAGGACAAAGUGUUGAUCGCACACGUCACCAUGCAGGACAUGGCCAAUUAUACAUGUGUAGCGGAAAACAUCGCCGGCAAGCGUGUUUCGGAUCCCGUCAGCUUCACUGUCUACGUUGACGGCGGCUGGAGCUCCUGGGGACCUUGGACCGAUUGCAAAUGUCCGGGCCAACCGAAGCAAGGUCAGAAGCGGGCCCGAAUGUGCAACAAUCCGCUGCCACUGAAUAGUGGCGCCCCCUGCGUCGGCCACAACACCGAAACCACUCCGGACUGUUUACCGUGCACAGCCGGCCGCUGGUCGCCCUGGUCCGAGUGGAGUGAGUGUGGCCCAGACUGUACCCAGACGCGUCAACGGGCCUGCAUCGGCGGUCCCAUCAUGGCAUCCUCGUCGGCCGCAGCCGCCCUGGUGGCCAAUUCGACCGGCAGCAACGACAAACAAUCACCGUACGACUCUAGCACCAUCAAUUGCGUCGGCAAGAGUCUCCAAUCGGCCAAAUGCUCCGGCGGGACGUGCAACUACAGCGUUCAAGGAUCAAAUUGGACCAUCUACGCUGGCCUGGCGUUAACGGCAGCCGUUUGUAUUGCGAUCGGUGCUGGGUUAAUGCGAAUCGCUCGACGGAAGAAAACCAUUCCGGCUUACAAUCUCGCCAGAUCAGAAAUGCCGUCCGAGUACUUUCCAACGGAGAGCAAGAAGUUAACCCAUUUUCAGCCCGAUUUGACGCAGAAUACGGUUGCCAUAAAUUACGAAUAUCCCCUGACACCCCACCAUGUCUCCAGUCAGCCAACGUCGCAGCAUCACCUGCUGCAGCACCAGCAGCAGCAGCAAUCACAGCACCACGGAAUGCUAACGGGACAGCAGUCACAUCCUGGCGGAGGCGGACCGCAUCACCAGAGUAACUCCCUGAAGAACUCGGUCCCGUUUCCCAGGUCAAAUUCCGAACAUCACUACGACGUGCCACAUUUAUGCAAUAACUACAUGUACCCGGUAGACAAAAUCAGCAUCAAUGAAUCAUACUCAUCGUCCAGCUAUUCGAAGCGUGUCUGCAGCGUCGAAUCCCUGGCCACCUCGACCAACACAUCGGGUGAAUCGAACUACGAUCAUGCGGUUGUGGCGAACUCAACCCUCACGGCGGCAACGCCGGCCGACCAACCUGCGCCCACCUUCCAGGGCACCGACUACACCCAGAUGACGCUCACGUUGGCAGGCGCCCUAAUGCGACUGAACACCUACUCGGCUGCCUUGCUGGUUCCGGAGGGAGCCGUAUCCAAGCACCAAAAGCAGACCAUAGUGCUGUCCAUCGUGAAGGAUGACAAAUUUUCGAUUCAGAGCCAAGGCUCGCGAAUCACCUGUCUAAGUCCGGUUGUAUUUUGUGGCCCUCCGGAUAUCAAAAUUCUCAAACCGAUCGUGCUAAAGGUGCCUCACUGUGCGGAGAAUUUGUCCAACUGGCAGUUCUCGCUGUACUACUCGCCGGAUAGUGCAACCCGGUGGAACGAGGUGGUUACCCUUGGGAAGGAGAACAUCAACACGCCCGCCUUCGUUCAAAUUGACAAGAAAUAUGCGUACGUUCUGACGGAAGCCUUCGGAAAAUAUGUGCUGGUAGGAGAAUCAGCCAAUGAUAUUCAGGAACGGGUGGCCUGCAAAAAGCUGCGAAUGUUCAUCUGCGGACCCUCGACGGUGCCUGAGUUUUCCGACGUCAGUAUACGAAUUUACAUUGUGGAAGAUAACCCGGGAGCUGAGGAGCGGUGUAGAUACUGCGAACAGGAGAUUGGGGGUGUCGUGCUGGGAAAAAGUUCGGUGCUUCACUUCUCCGAUAAUAGUCAAGAUCUGUGUAUAGACAUAAGAUGUGUUGGAGGGUGGAAAUCGAAGCCGUUUGGUGAUCGGCAGGUGAUUCCUUUCUCGCACGUAUGGAACAACAGCAAUUCCACACUGCACUGCAGCUUUACUCUGAGUCGAACGGAGCACGACAAGUGUGACUUCAAGAUUGACGUCCAAGCGAUUCAGGAAAAUAGUGGUUACAGCGUGGCUCCGUCUUGUCUAAGUAUCUCAUCGUUUACCCCUCUCUCGAAAGAUGGCACCAACUGUCAGCACUCGUCUAGUUCCUUCGAAACGAUGACCAUCUGCAGCGUGGGGUCGAACUCUGCGAAUGGAGAGCACAACGUGAUAAACACCGACAAGUUCCGACUCACGAAGCUGGUGAAGAAGAAAUUAUGCAAAUGCCUGGAUCCACCUACGCAGAAGGGCAACGACUGGCGUAUGCUGGCAGCCCAUCUCAGUGUAGAUCGUUAUCUGGCGUAUUUUGCUACCAAGCCCUCACCCACCGACCAGAUCCUGGACCUGUGGGAGUGCCGAAACCGGGAUUUGAAUGCCCUCUGCAAUCUGAUUGAGAUCUGCCGGAAUAUGGGCCGUCACGACGCCGUUAGCAUACUGCAGGAGAUUCAAGCGCCUUCCUGGUUGUAGAUAAGCCGCGAUCUGAACACGUGUAAACCCGGAAUUUUGGUUAUUCGUUCAAAACUAGUUGAUUGUUUUCCGUUUUGAAAUCUCGUUCAUCGUCGUCUUUUGUGUUUCGCAAUAAAACUAACAAAGCUCAAUAUGUAGAUAAUUGGUCAAUCAUACUGACAGCUUUUGCUGCAAAACAAAAUCGCAACGUGGGUGAUCGGCACGUGAUCGACACUGCAUAGCUAAAGAGCUGAAUUGCGACCAUCAAAGCCCGGUAGCCGAAGACUAUUAUUGAUGCAAAUAUAAGCUUAGGAUCCGAUCACUAAAGCUAGCCGCUGCAAGAUGCAUUUUCACACACGCGCACGUAUAUAGGUCAAGUCAAUCUUUAUGAAUAUUUAUAAAUCAUUAUCUCUAUCGGAGCCAGUUUCUAUUUUCCCCUUUUCGCCACCGCCAUGAACGGACAGACAGUUCAUUCAAUAGUGCAAUGUAAUAAAAGUUUUCUCCCAGCGGGUGUGCAUGGUGCAACAAAGUCGGUCGCGAACAUACUGCUCGCUGGCUGGGAAAGAAUCUUCUAAUAUUUUGACCACUUCUGACCGACUGUGCAUCGCGGUCGGUUGAUGUUUGCCUUUUAGUGAGAGCAGUAGCCGCCAACGAUUCCUGCUGCACCAUUACCACAUACCAGUUAACGAGAGCACUGCGCUAAAGGCUGGUAGUUAAGAUCACAGAAGCAUCGUCUGUUAUUAUUUAAAUUAUUAUUUUGCUCAAUGAUUUUUACACUGCUGCAGGGGAUGGUUGUGCAAUGACGUUUAGCGGAACCCCAAACAGAGCUCGAGCAUUGUUUCUAUCGGAACCCGUUAGAGAGAUUCAGUGCCAAUUGAAAUUUUUCCAGUCGGUAAUUUCAAUUGGCCAUUUCAAUCACGGCUUCGCAAAUCGAAUUUCAUGCGCUUUAUGAAAGGUCCACAUACACAGAGAUAGUUGCUGUUUGACGACCAACAUCAGAGUACCUGGCGCGCACGGCUGGGUAAAACCUACAGCUUCCAAUCGCAGCAUGGCCGUUGGCAUCUGGACCAAACCGGCAGCCAAUUACAAUAGCGGCUGCUAUCACCGUAAUUAUUGGCCAAGCUUUGCGCCGGAUAAAAUAUGAUCGAAGUUAAUUGAACGUUGAUAGUUGGAAUUGAUUUUAUACUGUAAAAUUUAUAAUUCUUCAACUGACAGCUUUCUUUAUCGUAUGCUGAGUACAUUGGGCAAUUCAAACUAAUAUCUGACUCCCCGCGGAAGGCAGGUCAUAACCGUUACUGCGCUGGUUCUGAUUGAGCUGUUUAGGUCCUAUUCUCACAAUCGAUUUUUAUUGACAGCGUAUGGAAAAGGUGAAGAAAUUUACGAUAUCUUUUGUGCCCUUAGCAAUUUAUUUUAAAUUUGUGCUGUCUACAAAAACGCAGUUAUGCAAACUGAAUCAUACCGGAAUGUUCAACUACAAUGCACCUUCUUACGUGAACGUGAAUGACGGAUAAGCGAUUUUUCGCUUAAGCUAUUAACAUCGCUAAAAAUCGGAUAUUUUUAAAAUUUUCAGGAAAUAAAUGGACGCAUAUGUUUUUGCAAAGUUGGUUUAUUAAACCUCUUCUAGUACACAGUAAGAAAACUUUAUGUCGAAUCGCAUAUAAAUAUUUGUCUCCAUCGCUUAAGAUGGAAAAUUCCAUAAUGUUCCACGCAAAUUUAAAUGAUAUUGCACAUAAUUUUCAAAUAAAAUCGUAGAUUACAAUAGAAGCAACUGAAAUUUGAAUGAGAAAAUAUUUUUGGUAACGUGCAAUAUUUUGAAUUUUUUACUGUGUAGGCUAAAUGCCCAAACCUUGGACCUAACGCUACCCAACAAAUCCCGUGCAACAUUUGCACUAUCUUCAUUUCACACUUUCUUCCGCUCUAUUUUUAAAUCCUGAUCGUUUUCAUAGACCUUCCUUGUUUUCCAGAGCUUGCCUUUUAUAAUCGCCAUUUUUUAUUCUAUUAAGUGAAGUUCUAGCGAGUUUGGCGGAUUUGCUCGGAACAAAAACAACAUGGUUGGCUUCGUACUAGUCCAUCACUGGUUUUGCGUAAUAAUAUGAUCCUGCCAAAAUAGAGCGUCACCCGCGUUUGACCGGAGGCAGGCAUUCCUCUUGAUAUAUUUGGCCGUCGAUGGUACCGGUCGUUAAGUACGGAUUGCUGAAUUUACCGCACCCACAGAGUGCAGGCCACACCUAGUGCUUCUCGGCAAUUUAGUCGACCUUCUUCUUCCGGAACUUCUUCGGGAAUCGCCAAUGAAAACCUCAAGGCCGGGGAUCUGCUCAUGUUCACUUUAUUGUACGUUUUGCCAUCCAUCAUGAUGAAAUUCGACUGUACCAAUCACUCGCGGUACAGCUUCUUGGCGCGGAAUUUGGCCACCGUAUUCUGUUUGCUGAUUCGGUUAGGCGCUCUCCUUACCUCGAAAACAUGAAGUCCGGUCCGCUUCAUUGUCUGCUAGACGAACCAGACAAAAGAAUUGACCUUCUUAGCAGCGGAGUCGAGAGGUUCGGAUUGCACUUAAAGUAAUCCCUCGCCUUCCUGGCUUUCAUGGAGUAGAAUGUCUUCGCCUUUUUUCCGUUGCCAGCUCAUCGCUGGGUCGUCUGGGUCUCCUUGAACGAUUUCACCACACGAGACACCCAUGACCGCACCAAUAAUUUUAUGUCGAAGCACUUCUUGCUUGGAAUCCAUCUCGACAAAUUGUGACGUAAUUUUGCACAUCCUUCAUUUGUCUGGGAAAACUCCUACAGGGCAGCCAAGAACCUCUAACAGACUUUUAUCAGGACACUGGAAAAAAAAAAACUUAUCGCGCUUAUGCCGUCCCUUUAGCUAUCAGUAGCGGUGGUGGUCGCCGAUGGUGGUCGUCCGGGACUGCUUUCAGCUGCUUUGGCAACUCGAGAUGUUCACCAGUCGCUGCAACGGUCCACGGUGGGGCGAUAUUUUCUCAGUUGCUCCUGCAGUAGACAUCGACGAGGUUGUUUUUUUUUUUGCUCCUUGUCACUUAGCCGGGGUAGCGAACAGUAAUGCAGCUUUAUCUGUGUUUAUAUAGAUUUUUUACGCAUUUUUCAUACAGAUAUCUGCGAUUACAGAUUUUCUGAAAAUAAUAAAGGGUUAAUACAGAUUUUUUUGGUUUUCCUGAAACUUCUUGAUAUAGUUGAAAAACAAAAAUGAACUAAAAUGCUGUUGAGCGUGUCGGAGGUUUUAUUAUGCUACGCAUAAGCGUGUGCAUGAGUAAAUCACGGAAUAUAUAGUAACGAGCUAUACCUAUCCAGUACAUAUGCAGAUUUUUAUAUAGAUUCUUUGAAGUUUUACCAAGGUGACAAGAUUUGUUGAGCUUCAAAAUACAGAUGAAUAUGUGGCAUCACUGAUUGCGAACACUCGAUUCCCGGGCCAGCGGAACAACCUUUACUGGACUUAGCAGUGGAACGACCUUCACUGCAAACCAUACAUAAACGGAACACAAACGGCAAAACUAACACAGUUAAAAACGCGCACAAUAAACCAAAACUUAACGCGAUGUGUGUCCCGCACCGAGAUCGAAGCUAAAGUCAAUAUCCUGUGAUGGCUGCCUCCGCUGACGACCAGAACAAACCCGCCGAGCCGUCAAAGUCGGCAUUUAGCACACCACUUUUUCACAGCUAGAGAAAAAUUCCGGCCUAUCUAAUCCUAAAUAUUAAUUCACAAAUUUGACAUAAAAGCUACUAUCUAUCCAGCUUCCCACGAGCGGUAAUGGCAGACAGUGCACGCAGCCCAUUUUGACGUUUUCUGUAGGUCAAGGAAUUUUCAAUCGAAGUGGUGACCUUUUUUUUUGCUCGACAGUUUUUGAUUUGCCGGUAACUUUAUCAGUCUUCGGUCGGUUCUAACGUGCCAUCUCGGGUUGGAAAACAUGUGAAGACAUUUUUUAUUGGAACGUGAAGACAUUUGGAAAAAAGACCUGGCAUCCUUGCUUGCACGCCUCUUUCUGCUCGUUCCCUUCUGCUCACAGUUGAUGCAAAAUGCCUGCGUCACUACUUGGGUUUACCAUGAAGUUUGUUGUUUACAUUUGAAGCAUUUACUAAUACUUGAAAAAUACACCCCUCCUCCUCACUUCCCUUUUAUGUUUAUAGAAUUGAAAGCAUCUACUAAAAUCAAGAACAAAACUGCCCAAAAGUACACGAAGGCAGCAUGUUCUGUCAAACUUAGUUGCGCAACGUCCUCUUGCAAUGGUCCAUGAUCACAGCACUAAAAAUAUUCAAAAAAAUAAAUUGUUCAAACGCGCGGUUUUCGAAGGAGAACAAAAAAUAUUAUAAAAGUUCUUAUGGGCCACAAUAUUUUUUCUGUGCUAUGCAUAUACAGGGUGUCCCUGAGAUAGAGAUACACUUUAUGCAUGCCAUGAAAUUGAAACAGAUGAAUAUUUCUUCUCUGCUAUUUUAUUAUCAUGGUAAAGUAGUAAAAUUAACAGUUGGAUCAAUUCAAAUAAGAUGCGUUUGCAUUUGUUUACGGCUCGCAACCGCUUCUCAACUUUGAUCGGUAUCUCAUCCCAGAUUUUCACCAAAUGAUUCUCAAAAGAAUCCAAAGUUUUACUUCACCCAGCUUUUCUAGCAUGUACCCUCAAAUGCGAACGAAUACUUUAAACGCUGGCGCUGAAUCCUGUUGAAAGCAGAAACUUUCUUUUCCAAAUAAUUUCUUGGCACAAGGCAGCAAGUGGUCUCUAAUGACGUGUUGUAUUUUUUUAUUAUUUUUACACCUCUGUUGAUGAAUAGCGUUCCUCUGUUGGAUAUUGCUCCCCAAAACAUUACAGCAAAAGCAUUCUGGAAUCGUUCCACUUCUUUUUUACCGUUUAGAAUAUCAUUCAACAAAUCUUGAUUUGUUCUCUAAUUGAAUUCAUUGCAAUUUUUCCCUGAAAAAAAGUGAAGCACUGGUUUUAACUCAUACAAAUAAACUGAAAACAUGUGUCGCAAUCAAAACAAACACAGACAACUAACAGGGCAGAUGCGAAAAGAGGCACUCAAAUGCGUGUAUCACUUUCACGGUGAUACCCUGUAAAUGACAAUAUCGGUUUUAGCCUAUGUGAGUCUUCACUUGAUCCUAUCGCAAUUCGCAGCAUUCAUUCGCACGACUGUUAGGGUGAACUCUAUCUUUUGACUCUAGACAAUCAACUCUAGUUCUAAAUAGGGGAACCGCUCCAUUAUUCAUUUCAGCCUAAUAUUCAUCUCAUACACAUGAAAACAUAAUUGAAAUCAAGAAAAUACACAUAAUUUAUUCUUAGACCAAUCUGCUAAUCCAUGGAAUGGAUUCAUCUUAGUUCCUAGAACUUCUAGAUUCCUCAUAAAGUAUAAUCCUCAAAAACUCACUCAAAAGCUCUAAAUUUGAUAUUAUAGUCGGGCAUCCGCACUCAAAAACUCAUUUAAUUCAAUCACCUACCUCAGAAAACAAAAUCCGCGCAUUGUUCUAUACGGCUACAACAGGACUCGUUCAGCAGCCAACCCAAGUUUUUUCAUCACUAGCGGACCACUUUUUAUUUUAAUCACUAAACAAAAUCACUCACUACAAUCAGAAUACUUAAGUCUUUGAAAUGUUCACCACAAAUUUCCAAAAACAAACUUGAAUUAGCAGAAAUAUAUGAGAUGAAUUUCUACAAUUCCUAAAUUUCUACUGUAUGUAUUUUCAUCUGUUUUCACUACGUUAAAGAAAAUCAAAAGUUGCCAAAUCAUUUUCUGUUAAUACGAAAAAAUCAUACUGAAAAUGUUAAAUUAUUCCGAAAUAAUUGACAGCACUGCAGUGGUUACCUAGGUUACCAAUUUUGCACGUAAACAUUUACAGCGGAUAUCUAGGUAAUCUACUACGACGGGCUGCGGCUGCGUUCAUUCAUAAUUAAAAGUGUGAUGAAUAUGGGGGCGUCGUGAUAAUUGAGCAAUGAAGUUUCGAGAUGGAUAUGGAAGCGUGGUGAAAAAUGGUUUGUUUUACAAAAUUCAGCAUAAAUCAAGCUAAUUUUACUAAAUAUACAAUGCUGAACAAUUUCAUAAGAGCACGUAGGCAUAUUUAGUUUAUUUGUUCAAUGAUUUCGUGAAAGUUUGGUGUUUAGGUUCAUUAAGCAGACAGUGGUGUUUAAUCCGUGCAUUCUUCGUGAAUAUCGGCCUAAUAAGAUGAAUAAUGGAGCAGUUUCCCUAUUUAAGGAUUUUGUGUUUGUUUUGUGUUCGUCACAAUUCUUAUUUCACUUUGCGCAUUCUGCUCUCAAUUUGAAACUUUAAAUUUGUUCUCAACGCCUUUUGAAGCAUUUUUUUUAUUGGGAGCGCCAGUUAAUAUGUUCACAGCGCUUUAUUUUUUUUUUACUUUAGACUAUUAGCGUUCUGUUAUAAUUCGAUCGUAUUUUCAAGCAUUUUUAUUUCUUAGAGUGACUCAAUAUUCUUUUCCGUUAUUCAGUUUGAUAUAACUUUGCGAAUCUACAAAAAAAACACCUAUCUGUAAGGUUCUGUUAACCACAGUUUAAGCAGCGUCCCAAUUUUUUCUGUUCCUGUUUGCAUAUAUAAAAAAGAAUUAUCUUCUCUUAGCUAUGUUUUGCUAGUUGGUUCAGUUAGUUUUACUGUGAAAAGAAAUUGAACGACUCUAUUUGUUAUCAGACAAAACACUCCACUCUAUACCAACUAUAAUAGUAAAUCACGCGAUUCUGAUGAAAAAACACUAGCAAAGUUUAGUUUUGCCAGGGACUUGUAAUAACUAAGUCAGUGUACGUUCAAGAAAAACAACGUCUGCACGGAAUCGCAUUUGUUCUAAGACUGAAUUAAUUACUUAGAUCAAGCUCAAUCCUUAUCUGCUUGUUUGCUAUGGGAAACGAGGUGUCUAGUAUCAGCAUUUUAUUCCGGAGAAGGAAUGUUGGGAUAACAUACUAUUUCUAGCAUGAAGGCCUGUGCACGUGUAAUACGAAGCAUUUACCAAAACUGGAAAAAACCUAAUAAUCGUUUCCAAUAUUUCGUGCUGUAAACUUUUGCCUUACUGAGCUAACUUUUUUUUCUUGGCCUUGUUUUUACUUAGCUGUUUCUAAAUGAUUGCUAAAUUCUUGGAUCACGAUGCUCACCGCCAAUGUUAUCAUGUCAUAAGACACGACCGUUGAUUUAACGUACUGUUACGACAGCCUAUCUUAUGUCAAUGUAUUUUUUUUACGAUAAGUUUGGAAAUACUACACUGGAGGUAAUCAAUUUAAUGGUGGGAAGCAGUAAAUUUCAGUGAUAAUUCUCUACAAGCAAGCAAACAAGACAUAAUGAUCAUACACACACGCUACUUGCGAAUGGCUGAGAAGAAGCGCGACGCGACCGAUUCGGAAAAAAUUACUAACAUGUUCGGACAUGUUCAGCAAUGCUAGGCAGUGAUGUGGUCCGCCGGUUGGUCCGUGUAGAACGCUGCGAUCAAAUGAGUCGCCUGCUCAGCCUUGCUGCGCAUAAAUCAGCUGCUGCUCUAGCGGUUCAACAAGGCUCUGCAUUUUUCAAUAGUAUAAUAGUUAGCAACACAGAAUCACAAUUUUCCGCAUUUUGAUGAAGGUAUAUAGGUACCAGUUGUGGUAUGAACCAGUUAUGACUUAUGGAGUUUAAAUGGAAUUUUUCCGUAACUGGUACCAUUGCGUUUAUGCGAUAUAGUCAUAACUGGUGAACUUGCCAUAACUGGCUCAGCUCCCCUUGCUAAAUUUUCAAUCGAUUACUGUAAGAAUGAAGAACUCCGUCGAAAAUUUGUUGAGUUUCGAGCAUUCGAAAGUGGACAAUUUUCGUAACGCUCUCGAUGUUUUCGGUUCUUCAAUUUUUACCUCCAUAUACGUUGCCAUUAAACGUAAUUCUACGUCAAAAUGUUGCUGAUCCCAGCUAGUUCAGUUUUUCGAUGAUUGACCACUUAUUUUGUAACACCAUCAUAAUUAAUGAGAGCGAGACAUAAACAUAGGAAAAAACUAAGUUGAUUAAAAAAAAUCAUUCAAAGAUUCUACUUCAUUUUAAUCUCUAUGUGUAACUGCCAACUUUCCGCAUUACUAAAAGAAAUAAUAAAUGUUAUGAAAAAUUGCAAUCGCUAUCACCGAAAUAAAAACGACAAAAAAAACAACAAACUGAGCGAAAAUUAGAACCAAGACUGAAUUUGUAAAUAAAGAAAAAAAUAAAAAAGAGUUCACAACUUAAACUCAAACCAGCAAGAAAGCGUGAAACUGUUUCGGAAUGGAUGUUAUACCAAAUAAAAAAUGCUAUGUAAAUAGAUUAAACGGAAAAAGCACUACGUAAAUAGGCUAUAACAAUACUAUCGCAACACAUGCUACUGCUACUACUAUUGCUACUUCUACUACUAGUACUACCCCACUACUCAUGAUUCUAAGAAAGUUAAGCUGCAAAUUUUAUUCUACCUUAUCCAGCUGUGGAGUUGUACUCGAUUACACUGUAAUUCUAUUGUUUGUUUUUGUAAAAAAAAGUUACUCGAUUAAAUUAAAUGUUUUCUGACAAAAGGAAAAAACACGGUGAUACUGUAUACAUUUUUACCUUUUUAUUUGACCAAAUCGGAAAAGCGUUACGAAUGAAUUUAAAAAUUAUUUCAAAAAUAAUUAUCGAACUUACGAAAAAUGCCUUCUACUUCAAUGUUAGAUUAAAUUGUUUGUCCAUGAAAUUAGUAAGCAUACUUAAAAGUUUAUCUUGUGACCCUCAGUCCUACAAUUUCAAAUUGAAAUUAAUCGUACUAUGGUUAUAAUUUUUAAGACAACUUCAACCGUUUGUGAGUGAAAUACACACUGUUUAGUAAAGUAUCAUUUUGCUAGGGUCUAAGUUAACUAAUGUAACUUUUCUUCGAUAUAAUAACUAUUAGUACAACUACUGACAACUGACAAGUGAGUAACGAAAGCAUCCGUUGGAUAAACAACUUCCUACUGCCGGCUUCAUUAACAGCCAGUGCCAAUAGAAAACACAAAACAGCACGAUAAAAUCGCCUAAACAUACCGGAAUUUACGUUGCAAGUUUCGAAAAACAGCAACUUCCAUUAAUUAUCACCGAAGAAUGCCCUGUCAGCGUUGGGCACGGAAUAAAAUAUUCGAAAUCAACGAACAAUUAGUCAUCCAUUUGCGGAUGCUGCAAAUUAUGGUCAUAUAUAUGCUUUUUAUCGAUACAACAUAGACCACCCCAAUGUACCGACGUUGCCGGAAGUUGCGGCAAAAAAACGAAAAAAACAACACACAUACAAGCAUAAAUUGGCCCGUGCGGCGUGCUUGAAGCAAAAACGGAAGCGAAAAUGUUGUCGAGGCAAACUGUGAAAUUUAUGCCGCGCUCUACUGUAAAUAUAGAAUCAAUUUGCGCGCGAAUUUCGAAUGUGUUUUAUUGACGUAUCGUUUUGCCGAGCGGUGUCAUCGGAAGGCCCCAAGCACAUCCUAAUUAUCCUUCUGUUUGAACAAACAUUCCCCUCUCGAGCCGUUAUCUAUCCGACUAUCUAAACUUCAAAUUGAAAUCCAGCAAAAUAAAAAAUAAAACAAUUAUCAUCACAAAUUCAGGAAACAUUCUGCCUGAUUGAACUAUGCUAAUUAAAGGACAAAAACGAAACCACACACCAUUUGCUGACUAAUGGCAAACUCAGUAUACAAAAACUACCGGAUAAAGCUUAUAGCUACAUGUAAUUGAUAGAAAAUAUAAAAAAAAAACUUUGUUAAACGAGCCAACAAUAUAAUACAUUAGUUUUGUGCUGUAAUCAGAUAAUGUUUCAACCAAUAGCAAACCAAGCCAACUCAGUGAUGUGCAUUUAGCGAAUGUUGUAUUCACGCUUGAUUACCAGAUAGGUUCCACAUAUAUAAACAAACGUAAGGCUAGCGAGUUAGAAAGGCAAUCCGCUGCUAGGUGUAAUCGAAACUGUCUAACAAUACUAAGUAAAACCACUGCGGAAAAAAUAAGUUGUGUAUUUAGUGAAAACGAGAAAUGUAGAUAUUUUACAUGUGUAAUAAAUUUAUGUAUAGAAUCUAAGGUUACGAAAUUUAUAUAGUAUACACCUAUGGAAAUAUAUAUUUGUUAUAAAAUAUAACCUGAAUUAUACAAAGAA
Molecule: messenger RNA, 16874 nt
Organism: Wyeomyia smithii (pitcher-plant mosquito)
Lineage: Eukaryota; Metazoa; Arthropoda; Insecta; Diptera; Culicidae
Product: netrin receptor unc-5-like
Exons: 13
Coding region: 3339-6845 (1168 amino acids)
Biological process (GO): netrin-activated signaling pathway; motor neuron axon guidance
Cellular component (GO): membrane
Molecular function (GO): protein binding; netrin receptor activity
Source: RefSeq, a predicted model, not a curated record